UUGAAAUGCCACAAAGGCAGUUGAGCAGUUCGUGAUUGGGAAGCAGUUCCCCUAUUCCUCCCUCCCUCCAACCCAUCCCCAUCCUCCCUCCCUCAUGAUCCCUCCGCUCCACUAGUCGUAUCUCCCUCUCCUCGCCUCCCCUCUCUCCGCUCCUCGGCCGGCGGCCCCUCAAACCCUAGGCGCGAGCGCGAGCGCGAGCGCGGCGGAGAUGGAGCAGCACGUGCUGGUGGCGCUCGCCCUCUCCUUCGUCGGCGGCCUCAGCACCUCCCUCGGUGCGCUGCUCGUGAUCGUCAACCCUUCCCCUGACCUUAAGAGGCUCGGCCUCCUCCAGGGCUUUGCUGCUGGACUUAUGUUGAGCAUCUCGUUUCUAGACUUGGCACACAAUGCACUCAACUCCAUUGGCUUCUUGAAGGCUAACCUUUGGUUCUUUGCGGGAGUUCUUUUCUUUGGUUUCGUUGUCAAGUUUAUUCCAGAGCCAACCUUUGUCCCAACAACUGAUGCAAGCAAGAAAAAGCAGACUGAUGAUGACGGGUCAGGCAAAGAUAUGAUGAAAAAACAUCGCCGGCAAGUCUUAUUCAGUGGCAUCAUUACUGCUGUUGGAAUUAGCUUGCACAAUUUUCCUGAGGGAAUGGCAGUAUUUCUUGGAUCCGUGAAGGGUCUUCGCGUGGGAGUUAACUUGGCUAUCGCUAUUGCUUUACAUAACAUACCCGAGGGGGUUGCUGUAGCUCUGCCACUCUAUUUUGCUACCAAAAGCAAAUGGCAAGCAUUUAAAUAUGCAACACUCUCUGGUUUGGCUGAGCCACUAGGAGUAUUUUUUGUAGCUGUCUUGUUUCCGAGCAACUUAAAUCCUGAAAUUCUUGAAGGCCUACUUGCAUCAGUUGGUGGUGUUAUGGCUUUCCUCACUUUGCAUGAGUUGUUACCUCUAGCAUUUGACUAUGCUGGCCAGAAGCAAGCUGUCAAAGCAGUCUUUGUUGGCAUGGCCGUCAUGUCUGCGAGCUUGUAUUUCCUGGAGAUCAGCCUACCGAAGGAGAUCAGCUUGUGACAUAUGACUGCACCACUGCAACUAUACCAGCUGUUCAUAGUGUCUUCUGAAGCCCGAGAACUUUGCCACACGUCAACCUUUCUUUGUGCUCUGAAGGCAAGGACCAAGAAACAAGAUGGGAUUGCGUUCGCCAUGUGUAGCAUACACUAUUACUCCUCGUCAUUGUGUCUGACCGUUGUUUACUACUCCCUCCGUUCGAAAUUACUUGUCUUGAAAAUGGAUGUAUCUAGAACUAAAAUACAUCUAGAUACAUCCAUUUUCGCGACAAGUAAUUCCGAACGGAGGGAGUAGGAAAUACAGCAGUGUGGCGACCCAUAUGCGGUGGCUGGACAUCCCUCAUUUUGUUGUUUAAGAGAAUCAUAUGGGGUGACAGACACAACCGCUGGGUUUGCUGUCCAGUAAGAAGAUGCAACUAGAACUGAUUUGUGGCAUUCCGAUUCGACACUUUUAAAUACCUGCUCACAAUCAUGGCUCCAGACUGCAGUUGGUCCUGUUAACCCUUUU
Triticum aestivum (bread wheat) is the source of this 1546-nucleotide messenger RNA. Its product is annotated as zinc transporter ZTP29. The coding region runs from base 209 to 1042 and encodes 277 amino acids. Gene Ontology annotation, molecular function: zinc ion transmembrane transporter activity. The transcript is spliced from 12 exons. NCBI's taxonomy places the organism in Eukaryota, Viridiplantae, Streptophyta, Magnoliopsida, Poales, Poaceae. The record is from RefSeq and is a predicted model, not a curated record. Gene Ontology annotation, cellular component: membrane. Gene Ontology annotation, biological process: zinc ion transmembrane transport.